GAAUCCUCAGAUACGCAAUUCUUCUACUUUCAGUUCGCCUUUAAUUUCAAUUCUAGUUUCUUUUUUUUCGCACUUUCACAUAUGGUAGCCUGAAUUCUAUUUCAUUUCGAGUUCGACAUUCCGAACAUUAGCAACACCCGGCCUCUAGGUCGCAGCUUCGGCCUCAUUACGCAACAUGUCCGGCUUAUCACCACCAUUGUCAACAAUGAAUCUCGAGGAAGAAGGUGCCUCUCCCUGGGGUGAUGUUCCCUCAGCCUCUGGCUCGAUCCAUAGGCCUGACCAGGAAGAAGAGACCGAGUCGAAGGAUCCAGAGUCCCCUCAGCAGCCCGAGCGAAAACAGAACCCUGGCCCAUCUGCUUCAAGUAGAUCAGCAGCCUCCCGUAUCUCACGAGCUCCUCGCAGAGUCGGCGCUCAAGCAAAGACUCUGGAAGCGGUCGACGAUUCCCUUGGUCCUCUUGGGCCUUUAGGAGAUGACUUUCCAAGCGCAUCACAGCCCGAGGUGCCCCCAGCGCCUCCGCAAAAGGAACAAUCGUUUGUCUCGGAAGCGCGGAUGGCGGCGUCCACAUCCUCGGGAUCAAUUAAUCGAAGCUUGAUGGAUUCUGUAAACUUGGACGAUGACGAGGAUGAGCCUCCUUUGAGGGCGAGGAUGCCUCCGCCAGUGCAGCCUCCUCAAGCAGAGGGGCCAAAGAGGCAGACGCAGCCAAGUGUGAGCGUUGAGCAGGCGGCCAAUCCAACAUUCCAAAUUACGGUCGGAGAUCCGCAUAAGGUUGGAGAUUUGACCAGCUCACAUAUUGUUUACCAAGUAAAGACAAAGACGACUUCCAAGGCCUACAAGCAACCUGAAUUCACAGUCUCUCGGCGAUACAGAGACUUUCUGUGGCUCUACAAUUCGCUUCACAAUAACAACCCAGGAGUCGUUGUGCCGCCGCCUCCGGAGAAGCAAGCUGUCGGUCGAUUCGAGACCAAUUUUGUCGAAUCUCGUCGAGCUGCCUUGGAGCGCAUGCUGAAUAAAGCUGCCGCACAUCCAAUUCUGCAACAUGAUGGUGACUUGAAGUUGUUCCUUGAAAGCGAUGCGUUCAACGUGGAUGUCAAGCACAAGGAGCGGAAAGAUCCUGCUCUUCCUGAAAGCAAAGGCAUGUUCAGUUCAAUUGGCUUCUCUAUGGGCGGAGGAGGCAAAUUCAUCGAGCAUGAUGAUUGGUUCCACGACAGAAGAGUUUACUUGGACGCCCUCGAAAAUCAGCUCAAAGCGCUAGAUAAAGCUCUGGAUACCGUUGUUGGUCAGCGCAAGAGCCUUGCCGAAGCCGCCGGCGACUUUUCUGCCUCUUUGCACGCCCUUUCUGCUGUUGAACUUUCUCCUUCCUUGUCCGGUCCGCUGGAAGGUUUGUCCGACCUCCAGAUACGCAUUCGUGAACUCCACGAGCGUCAAGCUCAGCAGGAUGUUUUGACCCUGGGAAUCACCGUGGAUGAAUAUAUUCGCCUGAUUGGCAGCAUAAAGACGGCUUUCUCACAGCGACAAAAGUCUUUCCACUCUUGGCGCGCUGCCGAAACGGAGCUUCAAAAGCGUAAAGCUGCUCAGGAUAAGAUCUUACGGCAGGGCAAGACGCAACAGGACCGCCUGAACCAACUUAGUGCCGAUGUUAGUGACGCCGAGCGCAAAGUGCACCAAGCGAGACUCCUUUUUGAGGACAUGGGUCGAUUGAUGCGCAAUGAGCUGGAAAGGUUUGAGAGAGAAAAGGUGGAGGAUUUUAAGUCUGGCGUAGAGACUUAUCUUGAAAGCGCGGUGGAGGCGCAGAAAGAGCUUAUUGAGAUUUGGGAAACCUUCCUCAUGCAGCUGGAUGCUGAGGAAGAUGAGGCUCAUUCGUUCAGACCUCCUGCUGUUGCAGCGGUAACUCCGGUUCCAUCUGCAUCAGCAGCCGCAGCACCAACGGAGACGACCUCGGAGUCUUCGAGACCGCAGACGGCGGAGACGGAAAGCGGAGCUUCAGCUGCAGCGAUUGCAACGGCUGAGCAGGAGGAGUAGUGCAGCCGUCUCAAGGGGCGUGAGUUAAAUUAGUGGUUGUUCGAAGCUUAUCGGACAGUUCAAGCCUUGUCAUUUACAUACUGUUAUUGCCAUUGCCAGGUAUCUAUACUCUAAGCUCCCUUCCAUGUCGUUUCUGUUCCUUCCCACCGAUCCGCAACAGCUACUCGACUCAUCUCGUGCGUGUUCAUAGAGGAUGAGACGAUAUCCACUGUAGCUAGAUUAUAGUUGCUAAUCUCAAGGCUCUAUUUUCCUUCAUCGUGCUGAGUCACUGUAUAGCAUCG
Messenger RNA from Xylona heveae TC161, 2301 nucleotides. Its product is annotated as sorting nexin 3. The record is from RefSeq and is a predicted model, not a curated record. NCBI's taxonomy places the organism in Eukaryota, Fungi, Ascomycota, Xylonomycetes, Xylonales, Xylonaceae. Gene Ontology annotation, molecular function: phosphatidylinositol binding. The coding region runs from base 176 to 2020 and encodes 614 amino acids. Gene Ontology annotation, cellular component: endosome. Gene Ontology annotation, biological process: retrograde transport, endosome to Golgi; protein retention in Golgi apparatus. The transcript has 6 exons.